Molecule: messenger RNA, 1283 nt
Organism: Solanum pennellii
Lineage: Eukaryota; Viridiplantae; Streptophyta; Magnoliopsida; Solanales; Solanaceae
Product: uric acid degradation bifunctional protein TTL
Exons: 6
Coding region: 147-1154 (335 amino acids)
Biological process (GO): purine nucleobase metabolic process
Molecular function (GO): hydroxyisourate hydrolase activity; carboxy-lyase activity
Source: RefSeq, a predicted model, not a curated record
AUAGUAAAUUUUCUUAUAUAUAAAAAUAAAAAUCUUUAAACAAGGGGAGAUUCCAUUUCAUCAUCCUGGCAGUUUCUUGUCAAAACCCAAUUUGGAAUCCUGAGAAAGUGUUGUGUGCUGCUAAUUAAUCUGAAAAUUUGCAGAAAAUGGGAUCAGUGUUUGAUGAAAAAGAUUUCUUAGCAUGCUGUGGGAGCACCAAAUUCGCUAAGGAAAUGGUAGCAGCUGGCCCCUUUUCUACUCAUCAAGAUGCCAUCCAUGCUGCCAGAAACAUCUGGUUCAACAAGGUUGAUGUUAAUGGAUGGCUUGAAGCUUUUGCUGCUCAUCCACAAAUUGGUCAAAACCCUUCUCGGGAUCACAAAAGCCCUACUUUUGCCCAGUGGAGCAAGGGAGAGCAGUCAACAGCUCUGUCCACUGCUACUGAGUUGACGUUACAGGAACUACUCGAGUGGAAUGCUCGCUAUAGGGAGAAGUUUGGCUUUGUCUUCUUGAUAUGUGCUUCAGGGAGAAGUACCCCUGAGAUACUUGCAGAGUUGAAGAUACGAUACCAGAACAGACCAAUAAUUGAGUUUGAGAUUGCAGCCCAGGAGCAAAUGAAAAUAACUGAAUUACGCCUUUCCAAGCUCUUCUCAGACAAAGCAGAUACUGCUCCGGCAAUUAAACCCUUGUCUACAACUAAUAUUGCGACAAAAGCAGAAGAAGAUCGUGUGAACAUUAUUGGAGCACAUUUGACUGCUGCUUCUGGAGCUGCUGGAGCAAAACCUGCUCUUAUUCCAAAUAGAACUCGCCCGCCCAUCACAACCCAUGUUCUGGACACUAGCCGUGGAUGUCCAGCGAAUGGCAUUGAAGUACGACUGGAGAUGUGGAAAGACAACCAAGCAAGACCACAAUUUGGCGACACUUAUAUUGAUGGCUGGAUAUUACUAGGGUCUUCAGCAACGGACAAAGAUGGCCGAAGUGGUCAGUUGAUGAAUAUGGUUGAAGCUUUGGUCCCAGGUAUAUACAGGAUAAGUUUCAACACCGGUAAGUAUAAUCCCGAUGGAUUUUUCCCUUAUGUCUCUUUUGUGUUUGAGAUCAAAGAAUCCCAGAAAUGGGAUCAUUUUCAUGUUCCUCUGCUGCUUUCACCAUUCUCACUCUCGACCUAUCGAGGUAGCUAGAUUGGUCAAGUGGCUGGUGAGAGUUGAAUAUUUUCACAAGGAAUAAUACUGUACUAUUAUUUGGUGGAAUGAAUCACUUACCCUUUGCUUUGUCUUGAAAUGUAUUUCUUCCAUCAGUUUCUAUUUCAA